This is a messenger RNA of Dracunculus medinensis (Guinea worm), 648 nucleotides long. Lineage: Eukaryota; Metazoa; Nematoda; Chromadorea; Rhabditida; Dracunculidae. The record is from the annotation of a GenBank genome assembly.
AUGGCGAAUUCGCUCAAAAAUUUUUGGCAAAUUGGCAAAAAAAUCGUUUGCGUAGGUCGGAAUUAUAAGGAUCACGCAUUAGAAUUAGGCAAUGUAGUACCAAGGAAACCAAUAUUUUUUUUGAAAUCGACGAACAGCUACGUGAUAGAAGAUCAGCCGAUUUUAAUUCCACCUGGUUGUGUGAAUUUGCAUCAAGAAGUAGAACUUGGUGUUGUGAUUGGUAAAUUGGCUAAAAAUGUAAAAUCUGUCGAUGCUUUUGACUAUAUUGGAGGAUACACGGUUGCUUUAGACAUGACUGCCAGAGAUUUACAGGAUGAAUUCAAAAAAGCAGGAAACCCAUGGUUCAUUGCCAAAUCUUUUGAUACUUCUUGCCCAAUCACAAAAUUUAUCGAUGUUAAAGAAAUUAUCGAUCCUCAUCAAGAAGAACUAUUUUGUAAAGUAAAUGGCAAGGAACAGCAACGAUGCAAAACGGACAAAAUGAUCUUCAACAUACCAUUUUUGCUUGAAUAUUUAACACAAUAUGUUACUUUACAAACAGGGGACUUGUUGUUAACAGGCACACCAGCUGGGGUAACUCAAGUGAAUUCUGGUGACAUACUCGAAUUUGGUUUAGAAGGCAAGUUAAGAGCUAAAUACAAGGUUUUAUGA